Messenger RNA from Chaetomium strumarium, 1372 nucleotides. RefSeq names its product short-chain dehydrogenase. Gene Ontology annotation, biological process: triglyceride catabolic process; phosphatidic acid biosynthetic process. Gene Ontology annotation, molecular function: triacylglycerol lipase activity; acylglycerone-phosphate reductase (NADP+) activity. Bases 306 to 1256 code for a protein of 316 amino acids. Lineage: Eukaryota; Fungi; Ascomycota; Sordariomycetes; Sordariales; Chaetomiaceae. The record is from RefSeq and is a predicted model, not a curated record. Gene Ontology annotation, cellular component: lipid droplet; endoplasmic reticulum. The transcript has 2 exons.
CUGGCAGGCUCAUCAUAUUCUUGCGUGUCUUCCAGGUGCUACUAGUUGCAAUAGUGUCAGGCUGACGGGUGGUGCGUGUCCUCUUAAAAUGAACAGACACGACAGACUUGCUGGAGUCGUGCCUCUGAAUCCUUCGGGUUCUUUUUCGGGCCCUUUUCACUAGCCGACUUCCCGACGGCUUAAGGAUGGGCCGGUCACAAUCCAUAUAAGAACGAAGAUCUGGGCUGAGCCAGAGUGGCAGACACAAGUUCUGCUCUCCCGGCCGUGAAAUCUUAACACCGUGCAUACCUUAGUUACUCAGCACAAUGUCCGCGUCCAACGACAAACUCACAAUCCUCAUAACUGGGUGUUCCCCAGGCGGAAUGGGGGCAGCCCUUGCCGAGGUUUUCCAUCAUGCAGGACACCGAGUCUUCGCAACAGCGCGGAACCCGUCCAAGCUGUCGCCCCUCGCCGAGCAGGGCAUUGAAACGCUGACAUUAGACGUGACAUCGCCGCCGUCCAUCGCCGCUGCGGUCUCCUCGCUCACGGCGGCCCUCCCGCCCGACCAAGGCCUGGACAUGCUCAUCAACAACGCAGCAGGCAGCUACUCGAUGCCCAUCGCCGACAUCUCGCUUGACGCCGCGCGCGAUCUCUUCAACCUGAACGUCUGGGCGCACAUCGCCGUCACCCAGGCGCUCCUCCCACUCCUCCUCCGCCGUUCCACUACUACUACUAGUACCAUUUCCACUGCAGCAACAUUCCAGCCCAUGGUUGUAAACCACACCUCGGUCGGCUCCGUCGCCGCCCUGCCCUUCCAGGGUGUCUAUAACGCCUCCAAGGCUGCCCUGGCCAUGCUCACCGCCACCAUGCGCAUGGAGCUGGCGCCGUUUGGGAUCCGUGUCGUGGACCUCAAGACAGCCGGCGUCAAGACGAAUAUCAUCAGCAACAACAACGUCAAUAACCCUGCUGCGGGCAAUGGUGGCCGGUUACCGGAGGGGUCAAUCUACGCGCCCGCCAGGGAGGUGGUGGAGAGGGCGAUGAGUCAGGAGGAGUUGAGGGGGGUUGGGAUUACGGCUGAGCAGUGGGCCAAGGAGGUCGCCGGGCUGUUGUUGGGGAAGAAUCCGCCGGCAGUGAUCUGGAAGGGGGAGAGUGCGACGGUGGCGAGGGUGGCAAGUGCGAUGCCGUGUAACCUGUUUGAGGGACCGAUUAAGAAGAUGACUAGGAUGGAUCGUGUGGAGGAGAUUAUUAGGGAGAGCAGGGCGAAUGGAGAGGCGUGACAAGAUGAGGUUGGGAUUAGAGGGUGUAAGAUGGCAUGUACGUACAUUAUUACUACUUGAAAGCAAUCUGUUGAUUAGAUGAUGUGUUACUCUUCACUCUAUUCUAUAGAUACCUC